GCACCCACAGGCCGACGCAUCUGCUAACGUUCCAUACUAUGGCAUUUGCCUCGCUCAGUGCCCCAUGAAGGGCGACGUCGUUGAGGGUCGCGCCGCGAACGUGAGCUUUGAGCCACUGCUCCACCGCUGCAUGCCCAAGAACAUCACGGAUGCUUCGACAAAAUCUGCUUACGAGGGUGUGUUUGGCGAUGCUUCGACCGCCUUCAAGUAUCUCUCUCGCUACAUCCACGACCUGCAGGUCACGUACAAGGCCAUAUUGGGCAUUGGUGCGGCCGGCGGCUUUAUGGGUUGCCUCUUUUGGCUCGCACUUCUACGCUCGGUGCCGCACCUCAUCGUAUGGGCCAGCAUCCUCGCUGUUCUUCUCGCACUUCUCGUGUGCACAGCUGUGUGUGCGUCUGAAGCCAACUUGGUUCAGAACAGCCAGAUCAGCGCACUGGCGUCGUCGAUCCGGAUUGAGACGAACGCAAGUCAUGAUGCGUACUUCAAAGUGGCCACCAUCGUGCUCCUUGUCAUCGACAUUGGCUAUGUGCUUGUCCUCGCCUUCCUUCGGUCUCGCAUUCAGCUCUCGAUUGGCAUCAUCAAGGUCGCUUGCACUGGCCUCUCGCACAUUCCCAUGCUAUUGUUCUUUCCAAUCGUGCCUGCGCUCAGGUUGCUCGGCCUAUUUGCAUAUUUUGUCGUGUCAUCUGUGUACAUUGCGAGCUGCGGAAACCUCUCAGCGGCGCAGCUGAAGGCUACAAUGCAUGGACCCCGCUAUGCAGAUACGAGCAGCAAUGCGACGGAUCCGAACCUGAUGAAGUACCUCUUUGCCUACAACAUCUUUGGCAUCUUCUGGACACAGCAGCUGAUUGAAGCAAUCGCUGUGUGCACGAUUUCGGGCGCAAUUUGUCGCUACUACUGGUGUGACAACGAUCGCCGCCAUGAUCUUGGCUGGGCUGUCGGGUAG
Molecule: messenger RNA, 943 nt
Organism: Saprolegnia parasitica CBS 223.65
Lineage: Eukaryota; Oomycota; Saprolegniomycetes; Saprolegniales; Saprolegniaceae
Exons: 3
Coding region: 65-943 (292 amino acids)
Biological process (GO): transmembrane transport
Cellular component (GO): membrane
Molecular function (GO): transmembrane transporter activity
Source: RefSeq, a predicted model, not a curated record